Messenger RNA from Solanum pennellii, 2365 nucleotides. Its product is annotated as cycloartenol synthase-like. Gene Ontology annotation, molecular function: intramolecular transferase activity. The transcript is spliced from 17 exons. Gene Ontology annotation, biological process: triterpenoid biosynthetic process. Gene Ontology annotation, cellular component: lipid droplet. Lineage: Eukaryota; Viridiplantae; Streptophyta; Magnoliopsida; Solanales; Solanaceae. The record is from RefSeq and is a predicted model, not a curated record.
AUCAAUCAAAAAGGAAAAAGAAGACGAUGUGGAAGCUUAAGUUGUCAGAGGGAAACGAUCCAUGGAUUAGAAGCUUGAACAAUAACGUUGGUAGGCAAUAUUGGGAAUUCGAUCAGAAUAGUGGAACAGAUGAAGAACGAUCUCAUGUUGAAGAUAUUCGUGAACAUUUUUCUAUGAAUCGAUUUCAUGUUAAACAUAGUUCUGAUCUCCUAUUAAGACUUCAGUUUGCAAAGGGGAAACAAAUUGAAAUGUUGGAAAAAGUGAAAAUAGAAAGUGAAGAAGAAUUAGUAAAGACAACAUUGAAAAUGGGCUUGAGAUUUUACUCAACAAUUCAAGCUGAUGAUGGUCAUUGGCCUGCUGAUUAUGGUGGCCCUCUCUUUCUUUUGCCUGGUUUGGUUAUAAGUCUAUUCAUAAUGGAAGCAAUGAAUGUAGUUUUAUCAGAAGAGCAUCAAAAGGAAAUAAUUCGUUAUUUAUAUAAUCAUCAGAAUAAAGAUGGAGGAUGGGGGUUGCAUAUAGAAGGACAUAGCACUAUGUUUUGCACAGCUCUGAAUUAUGUGGCAAUAAGACUUAUUGAUGGAGAAAAUAAUGUAAACAAUGAAGCAAUGGAGAAAGCUAGAAAAUGGAUUAUUGAGCAUGGUGGUGUCACUUAUAUUCCGUCCUGGGGAAAAUUCUGGCUCUCUGUAAUAGGAUUAUAUCAUUUUAAUUUGUUUCUCAUUUAAUUCCAAAAUAUAUAAUCAUAUUAUUAUUUUGAUGAUAUGGUAGGUCGAAUGUGGUGUCAUUGUCGAAUGGUGUAUUUAGCAAUGUCUUAUUUGUAUGGAAGGAGAUAUGUAGGUCCUAUUAAUUCCAUCAUUUUAUCACUUAGAAGAGAGCUCUAUACAACUCCCUAUCACCAUAUUGAUUGGGACUUGGCUAGAAACCAAUGUGCUAAGGAAGAUUUGUACUACCCUCAUCCUUUAGUACAAGACAUACUUUGGGAAGGUCUUCACAAAAUUGGAGAACCUCUUCUCAUGCAAUGGCCACUCUCCAAACUAAGAAAAAAGGCACUCAACACUGUGAUGGAACAUAUUCAUUAUGAAGAUGAAAAUACCAAUUAUAUUUGUAUUGGACCUGUCAAUAAGGUAUUGAACAUGCUAUGUUGUUGGGUAGAGGAUCCAGAUUCCCAGGCAAUCAAACUUCAUCUCUCAAGAAUCAAAGAUUACCUAUGGCUGGCUGAAGAUGGCAUGAAAAUGAAGGGAUAUAAUGGAAGUCAACUAUGGGAUGUUAGUUUUGGUGUACAAGCCAUACUAGCUACAAAUCUUCCUCAAGAAUAUGGUGUGAUGCUUAAAAAUGCACACCACUUCAUUAAAGCCUCACAGGUUAGAGAAAAUAGUAAUGGAGAUGCCAAGAAGUGGUAUAGGCAGCAUUCUAGAGGUGGAUGGCCUUUCUCUACUGUUGAUAAUGGUUGGAUUGUAUCUGAUUGCACUGCAGAAGCUUUAAAGGCAUCUAUGUUGCUAUCUCUGAUGCCAUUAGACAUUGUUGGAGAAGUAACAGCACCUCAUAGGCUAUUUGAAGCUGUUGAUUUGAUUCUUUCUCUUCAGAAUAGCAACGGUGGAUUUGCUUCCUACGAGUUAACAAGAUCUUAUGCAUGGCUUGAGAUGAUUAAUCCAUCAGAAACAUUUGGGGACAUCACUAUUGAUUACCAGUAUGUGGAAUGUACAUCUGCAGUAAUUCAAGCUCUUCAAUCCUUCAAGAAAAAUUACCCUAAACAUAGAGAGAAGGAAAUAGAAGCAUGUAUUAACAAAGCUCUCCAAUUUAUUCAAACUAUUCAACUUCCUGAUGGCUCAUGGUAUGGUUCAUGGGGAGUUUGCUACACCUAUGGAACAUGGUUUGGAAUAUGUGGGCUGGUUGCUGGUGGCUACACUUAUGAAAAUUGCAAAAGCAUAAGAAAGGCUUGUCAUUUCCUAUUGUCCAAACAACUACAACCUUCUGGUGGUUGGGGAGAAAGCUAUCUCUCAUCUCAACACAAGAUUUAUACGAACCUUGAAGGGAAUAAACCACACAAUGUGAAUACAGCUUGGGCCAUGUUGGCUCUUAUUGAAGCUGGCCAGGGCAAAAGAGAUCCCACUCCACUCAAACGAGCUGCUAAAAUUCUGGUAAAUUCUCAAAUGGACAAUGGAGAUUUUCCACAACAGGAAAUAAUUGGAGUAUUCAACAGAAAUUGUAUGAUAAGCUACUCAUCCUACAGAAAUAUUUUCCCCAUAUGGGCACUUGGAGCUUAUCUUAAUCAAGUACUAUUAUCUUCAAAAGAGUAUCAUGAAUAGCUUGUUACACUUACAGUUGUCAUUAUUCUUCAAAUAAUAAAUUAAUGUAUAGUUUUGUACAUCAC